Fusarium pseudograminearum CS3096 is the source of this 813-nucleotide messenger RNA. RefSeq lists its product as uncharacterized. NCBI's taxonomy places the organism in Eukaryota, Fungi, Ascomycota, Sordariomycetes, Hypocreales, Nectriaceae. The coding region runs from base 1 to 813 and encodes 270 amino acids. The transcript has a single exon. The record is from RefSeq and is a predicted model, not a curated record.
AUGUCCCAGCCGUCACGUCGAAAGCGAAGUGCAAGCCAAGAUGAGGCCCACGCUAUCCAAGAAAGUAACCCCCCCAAAGCUGCCAAAACAGUCCCUUCAGCGGCGCAGCCGGACAGUAGCCAACAAGCCACCACAGAACGAAGAGGGCGAUCUGCCAAGAAUCUCUAUGAUGAUACACUAAAGAUGAUUGACAGAAACGUCCGAGUCAUGGACAGAAAGGUGUCUGGGGAAACUGACCACGACCCAUUGGACUACACAACUGAUGAUUAUGCGAAACUUGUGUGCCGUCAUUCCAAAACAGUCAAGGCCCUAGCUGAGGUCGACAACACUUUAGCCUUUAAUCUCGUUCUCAGCAUGGCCGACGCAUCCCACGCUGAUCUCGACACCACACUCGAAAUGUGUGGAGAGGACCCUGCUGAAACCGCCCGAUACUUCCAGAGUCUGGACAACUUGCUUUUGCCAUUGAUCAAAGCCCGGCAACAACCCGCAGAGCUGUGCUGGCAGCUGCUCGAAGUACCAGUUCGGUGGUCUCGACGACGUACUCGUUCACAAGAUGCUGAGUCGGAUGAAGAUCCCGACGAAUGGUCUGAACCAGAUUACGAGAGGCAAUAUUGGGAAAAGUGCAAUUAUGAGCACAACAGACGACUCGCCAGGAGGAGACGGAGGGAAAUUGUUGAUGACUGGGUCACUGUGGCUUUGAGUGAUCUGAAAGAGGAGCGAGAUUAUCUUGACGAAUAUGGCAUCGAAGGAUUCUUUCCCAAGAGUAUCGACGAGUUAGAAAUGAUCCGGAUGCAAAUUAGUACCAUAGUAUAG